CCUUCAUGCUUAACACACUUUCUGCUCUCUUGUUUUCUGGUAUGGUAAUUGAAACCUUCUCGCUACGUCGGCACAAAAGCCAUGCCCCUAGAUCUCAAAAAUAAUUAAUAAUUCUAACUAAAUACAAAUUAAAAUAAUUCUAUAUUUUAUUUGAGAAUUAUUAUCCCUUGUAGCCCGUAACAAACCCCUAAUAGUGUUUCCUUAUUAUGGUAAUUCUAGCUGAAACCUUCCCGCUAUGCCAGCACAUAAGACCUUCCCAUAGAUCUCGUCACUUGAACACCAUUGUCUCUCUGUUUGUUGUCUUCCCCAGACACAUAUAGCUCCGAAUUCCACCUCUAUCACCUCUUUGUUUACCUCUUUCUUCCAACAAUAUCCCUCCAUAAAGUGAUCUUUCAUUUCCAACCCCAAAAUCCUUUCUAUAAUUCCCAAAUCUAUCACAUUCUUUGUCAUUAAGGUUCACACUUUACAUCCAUCAUAUGCACAUUCCAUUUUUAUAAAGAUCUUCUUGUUUUCUUAGAUUCAAGAAUGUCACAGGUGAAACCUCUGAAGAAGCCACCAGGCUUCAAAGAUCCUACAAUUCCAAUUCAAAUGCCACCCAGAAAAGUUAACCUUCCACCGUCGUUCUACCCACAAAAGAGAAAAAGCAGAACUUGCUGUUGCAGCUGUUGUUGUCUUUGCGUUUUAAUUAUACUAAUCUUGUUACUUAUUUUAGUAGCUGGUUGUGGUUUCCUCUACCUAUGGUUUGGACCAAAACUCCCUGUUUUCCAUUUAAGAUCCCUUGAGUUUACCCAAUUCAAUGUCACUGAAACUCAAGAUGGGCCAAAACUGAAUGCGCAAUCAGCAGUUAAGGUAAAGCUGAAAAACCCAAACAGGGAGUUGAAGAUUGUAUAUGGUGAAACAAGAAUAGAAUUGAAAGGAGAAAACGACGUAAAUAUGGGGGAAGCAAAAGUUGUUGGUUUUGUCCAGGAGAAGAAGAAUGUUAAGGUUGUUAAAUUCAUUAUGAAAUCACAUGAGAUGUUAUAUGGUGGCAGUAUUGGGAAAGUUAUGAAGAUUGGAUUCAAGAAUAAGAAUUUGAGAGUUUCAGCUGAUGUUAGUACUGCUAUUGGUAUUGGAUAUAAGGAGUGGAAGAGUUGGAAAAUUGGUGUUAGAGUUUCUUGUGGAUCUUUGAAGUUAAAGCAGAUUGAAGAUGGUGGUACACCCAAAUGUAGCAUUACCCUGUUUAAUUGGUUUCAUUUAAAUUGAUUGAUUCAAGGCAUAUUCACAAAUAUAUAACUGAGAGAAAGGAACAAAAGGCAUUUAUCUUGCCUCAGGAAGAGAUGAAUAUCGAAAUCUAAUUGUGCCUAAAUUCAUAAAUAAGUCCAUAUUCCUAUACAACCAUUUAGAUAAAAAAUCUCAUCUAAGUUAAUUUGAGAAGUUCCAUCUUAUAGCUGGUGUUUUAUAGUUGGUAGUAGUAGCUGGAGUUGCAAGUAUACCAUGCACCUGUAUAGCACAGAUGUUGGAGCAGGGAAAGGAUGAAAGAGUAUAUACAAGUAUAACAGUAAUAACAUCAUAGAUAAGAGGUACAUUUACUUAUAAAGGCACUGGUUAUUUCUGCCAUGUGGGACCAUGUACAAAGUUUUUGAAAAUGUGAAAAUAGACAAUCGCAUCUCUUCGAUUAUUUUGUUUAUUUGCUCCAAA
Molecule: messenger RNA, 1677 nt
Organism: Capsicum annuum
Lineage: Eukaryota; Viridiplantae; Streptophyta; Magnoliopsida; Solanales; Solanaceae
Product: NDR1/HIN1-like protein 6
Exons: 2
Coding region: 526-1242 (238 amino acids)
Cellular component (GO): plasma membrane
Source: RefSeq, a predicted model, not a curated record